Molecule: messenger RNA, 3846 nt
Organism: Drosophila obscura
Lineage: Eukaryota; Metazoa; Arthropoda; Insecta; Diptera; Drosophilidae
Product: probable ATP-dependent RNA helicase DHX34
Exons: 7
Coding region: 168-3533 (1121 amino acids)
Biological process (GO): nuclear-transcribed mRNA catabolic process, nonsense-mediated decay
Cellular component (GO): intracellular anatomical structure
Molecular function (GO): RNA binding; ATP binding
Source: RefSeq, a predicted model, not a curated record
UUUUUAUAGUUUUAAUCGAUCUGCAGUCAGCAAGCAUCAUCGAAAUGAUAUGAACCAACAAACCACCAACGCUAUCUAUCUAUGUGUUUGUAUCAUAUACGGUCGUGAAGUGUAGUGGAAUAAUUUUACUGAGGACGAGGACGAUGUUCACCUGAGUUUGAAUCACUAUGUCAAAGAAAUCAAGCAAAACAAUGGGAUUGCUCAAUCUAGUGGACUUUAGUUUUUUGGAACUAAAGGUUGAGCUCAAUUCCAUUCUGAAGGUAAAAAGUCGUCAACAGCUAAGUUUUGUCGAGAACGAGCCCGACUUCUGGAAAUUUGUAAAGAAAUAUGAGUGCAUGUUGCGUAGUAUGGGCCAGACAGUUCUUGCGCAAGUUUUGCCAGAGCAAGAGCUUGUAAGAUCACAGCCAUAUCACAGGAGCAAGCACCUGGCUAUUCAACUGGAUGAGUGUGCCCUGCGCCAAGAACAAGACAACAUUAGCGAGGUGAAGGCGCAAUUGCAGCAGCUACUGCUUAUCUACCUUGACUUUAAACAAAAAGAAAAGUUUAAACGUAUUAAGAAACUGCGCCAAGCGCAGCGAAAUUUACCAAUUGCCCGCUUCAAGGGUGAUUUGCGUACGGCAAUGGGCUCGUCCCGUGUGGUCAUUAUCGCGGGCGACACAGGAUGUGGAAAGUCCACACAAGUUCCGCAAUUCCUCUAUGAUUUUGGCUAUCGCAGCAUAGCGUGUACGCAACCGCGCCGCUUGGCAUGCGUAUCGCUGUCAAAGCGAGUGGCUCAUGAACUGCUGGAAGACUUCGGCAGCAAGGUGGGCUUCCAGAUUCGGUUCGAACGAAGGAAAACACAGCACACGAACAUCCUGUUCAUCACGGAAGGUCUGUUACUUCGCCAACUUGCGAUUUCUUCUAACUUAGAUGAUUAUGACGUGCUCAUUCUGGACGAGAUACACGAGCGGAAUCUCUUUGGUGACUUCCUGCUAGGUGUGAGCAAAUGCCUGUUACGGAACAAGCCGCAACUAAAACUAGUCCUUAUGUCGGCCACCAUCAAUGUGGAACUGUUCCAAUGUUACUUUAAAGAGGAGGGAGCACGAUUGGUGCAGGUGCCGGGACGCUUGUUUCCCAUAAAAUUGCGCUACAUGCCAUCCCCAGCGAUAGAGCUGACAGCCGGCCAAGCCACGGCGAGGUCUAAUCGUUCGAAGGGAACGCGUAUCGACCCAGCUCCAUUCGUGCAAGUUCUUAACCUGAUCGACCAGCAAUAUCCCCCCACGGAGCGCGGUGAUGUGCUCAUCUUUGUUAGCGGCGUUAGCGAGAUCGACACCGUUUGCGAGGCUAUACAGGAGUACGCCACCCACCAAACGCACUGGCUCGUCCUGCCACUUCACAGCGGACUGGCACUGGCCGAGCAAGACAAGGUGUUCGAUUAUGCACCCGAAGGCACGCGCAAGUGCAUAGUAUCCACGAAUAUUUCCGAAACUUCAUUGACUGUGGACGGUGUGCGGUUUGUAGUCGAUUCGGGAAAGGUCAAAGAGAUGAGCUACGAUGCAGCGUGUAAGGGACAACGCCUGAAAGAGUUCUGGGUGUCCAAAUCUUCGGCAGAACAGCGCAAGGGUCGCGCAGGUCGCACAGGGCCAGGUUUCUGUUUUCGCCUCUACACCCAGCAGCAGUUUGAUGCAUUCGAGCCAUAUCCUGCUCCAGAAAUCUACCGCGUCCCUCUGGACAAUAUGUUGCUGCAAAUGGUAUCCAUGGGACUGCCUGACGUCAGAGCCUUUCCCUUCAUUGAGCCUCCGGAAUCAGAGCGCAUCGAACAGACAAUUCUAGCACUAAAGCAGCAUGGUGCCAUUAGCAUUGAGGAGAAGAUCACCCCAUUGGGCAGAUCGUUGAGCAACCUGCCAGUGGAACUAUCCAUUGGCAAAAUGCUCCUAAUGGGCUGCGUUUUCCCAGAGGUGGAUCAGCUAUUGACGCUGGCCGCCAUGCUUAGCGUGCAAAAUCCGCUUACCAGCCGUGCUUACACGGACCCGCGCUGCGAACGGGAACGUCAGCAUCUAGAAUCCGCUCAGGGAGAUCUCUUCACUCUGAUGAGCGCCUACCGCGAGUGGCUGCAGUUGAAAAUGGUCCGGGAUAACACCAGGAAAUGGUGCCAUCGUCUAGGCAUUGAGGAACAACGUUUCUACGAGGUAAGCAAGCUGCGUCAGCAGUUCCAGCGUAUCUUGGAGAGUUGUCGCAUGGCUCCCUCCAGCACUUCUGGCCCGCUGACUAGUGCUGAAAGAUCCAGACGCCACGGUGAAGUGCGUCAACUAAAGACCCUCAAGCGGCGCCAUCGGUUUGAGCAUCCCCGACACCCCAAACUACUCAAGCACCAGCAUAGCGGGGGACAAUAUGACGAGAUGGAUGAGAGCUGCGAGGACAUGCGUGACGUAGACUUUCGACUGUGUCACGAUGCCCGCCAGCUCGCACUACUUGAGCGCUCGUCACGUCUGGACCUCAAUGGGGAUCUGAUUUUGCUGAAGUUGCUACUGGUAAGCGGCUUCUACCCACAGCUGGCUAUCGGUGAUGUGUUCAACUACUGCAAGGGAGGCGGGCAACAGUUCUUUCAUAGCCGACUAAAGCCAUUCCUCUCUUUGCAUCCGAACUCCCACUUUGCCAAGUACUACGACUACCUUAGGCUCGCUGAAAGUGACCUAAUAUCGAAGCCGGACUACUACACACCAAAGCAUCCGCUCAGUGAGCGCCAUCAGCUGCUGUGCUAUCAGUCACUACUUGAGACUGCGAAGCCAUACCUGAUGAGCUGCAUUCGUCUGCCAGUGGCCCACACACUUCUCCUAUUUGGCUUCGCGAUCGAUACGAACGCAGGUUUGACACAGAUGGUCUUCGACGAGUGGCUCUGUCUGGAUUUCCCUGUGCCUGGUAGUGGGAUGAAGCUGCUCUGCCGAUCCAUCAAACUGCGGCGCCGUUGGAGCAGCCUGCUGUAUAACAAGCUUGAUGAGCUCAACAUUAGCGACACAGCUUCAGCUGUUACUAACAAAAAUAUCACAUUUUGGCACGAUCUUAUCGACUUCAUGAGACUGGAUGUGCCGUACGCCGUUAGUCGACUGCUGCCAGCUGAUCUCAAGAGGCUCUACACACACCAAACAUCAAUACCGCGCCUUGAAGAGCUACAGGAAAAUCCCUUUGCCAUCGACUAUCCUCUGAGUCCCAACAUGGCCAAGGGCGGCAUCAACGUUUCUGAAAACGUCGUGUACGGCUGUCUCGUGGACCAGCCGUGGACACUGGCUAUGCAAGCGGCACUCCUGGCACGGGCCUGGCAGUGCCCAAAAUGCGACUUUAAGAUGAACAAGUUUGAUGUGCUCGAACAGCUAGUGCAUCGUCUACAGUGCAAGGAGGAGCAGAGACGUCGUAAGCUAGCCAGCCCAGUACAGGAACAACAGUCACCCAAAGCUUCUAACGGACACUACUUUUGUGAGAGCUGCAAACGCCAUUUGAGUAUUUUCCCAAUCGACAUUCUACGACAUCGACGACAGUGUGUGAAAGACAAAAAGUAGUGUCGUACGAGAUAGAGAAAUACUUUUCCUACGAUUAUUCAGCCUUUACGGCGACCAGUAAAUAUCUAUUUAUUUACAUUAGCAAUUACGUAAAUCCAAAAAACAGUAAAAAUCCGAUUCUUAGCAACUGAUGCCGCGCUGUUAGCGAACAGUUCACAAACAUUAAAGUUGUUCCUAAAUGAGCAUCAAAAACCAAACUAUAUACAGUGAUGGAAAAAAUAAUAGAAACGGCAUGCGCAUUCAAAUUUGAAACCAAAUAUUUCAUUUUUGGAGCAAAUUUUUUGAAUAAAAACAACUGUGCUUAGUGUCAGGA